Molecule: messenger RNA, 2053 nt
Organism: Antrostomus carolinensis (chuck-will's-widow)
Lineage: Eukaryota; Metazoa; Chordata; Aves; Caprimulgiformes; Caprimulgidae
Gene: CFAP91
Product: cilia and flagella associated protein 91
Exons: 15
Source: RefSeq, a predicted model, not a curated record
UUCCAUGUGUUCACUUAUCUUUCAGACCUUCUGUACACACUAUCAAGUGAGAAGGACCAUUCAAAGUCAAAUGUCUGUGUUCAGCUUGGUGAUAAAAUGGUAAAGGCACCAAUGCUCAGAAGUAUCUUUAAUAGCUUGAUUCAUUUCCCGGGCUUCAAACAGUGCUUGGAGGGCAAAGAUCCAGGGCCUCCAUUUAUUGACCAAAGAUGGAGAGGGAGGGCUCAGCAGCGCCUGGAGGCUCUUCAGCAGCUUGCUUCAGCUCCACCUUCUCUUCAAAUACCUCAAAUUGUGUAUGAAGAUCCUGAAGUCAGUGGAAGGAAUCGCUACAAAUAUUUUGCACAACCUCUCAUCCCUUCUAGUAAGCUGCUUCCACUAAAUGUUACUUAUGCAAUGGCAAAGACAGAGCCCUAUGUCCAUUCAGCUACAAGAGACAGCAAGGCCUUUGGCCCCAAGUCACGAACUUUGGGCACACAGACAGAUUACAGGGAUGGUGAAACCCAGACGGAUCCCUAUUCCCCUGCAUAUGUAAUUCCCAGUGGCUCAGUCCCUGAACUUCUGACACUUGCUACACUCACUUGGGGUCGGGGGCUACCAGCAGGACUAGCUGAGGUGGAAAUGAUUGAACGUGCCCGGGAAAAACGUGCAUGGGAAGCAACUCUUCCAGCCAUGGACAACGCCUCACAAAUCACAAAGAGGAGGAAAAUGAUGGAAGAAAUGGAGAGGAAGGAGUGGGCCUUUAGAGAACAGGAAAUAGAAAAGUUGCAGAAGGUUCGAUUGGAAGUCUUAAAGAAGCUGCUGCAGAGGCGAGAGGAGAAUCAGAAAGAACUGGCUGCCAAGCGCUUGGAUGACCACUGGGAAAAUCAUCAAAAGGCUAAAGAAGAGAAAAUAAAAAAGAUUCAGCAUGACUGCGCACUGAUGCUCAGGAAACUGGUAGCUAAGAGGAAGAAUGUGAUGGGGAAACUGGAGAGACGAAAUAUCAUCCAAGAGUAUACUGACUUUGCAUCACAAACAUACGCUCCUUUGUCUAGAAUUGGUUAUUUCCCAGACAACCAUUCCGAACGCUAUGUGGUAAAAAACUUCUAUCUUAACACCUUUGCAGGACUGUGUGAACUGGACGCAUUUCUCCCAGAUUCUGUCACCCAGGUCAAGAUUAAAGCUCCAAAACCUAAGUACACUAUCACUAAGACUGGAUUUAUUAAAAGAUCAGCAAGGCUAGAGGCAGAGCUUGCACAGGUUCACCAGGCACUACUAGAGAAGAAGAGUAAAGCCAAGGAGCCAAAGAAGCCCCUUCGUGUCCUUGAAAAAGUAGAAAAGCUUGUUCCUCGGCCACCCACUCCAAUCCUGGAAAAACCAUCACUUGAGGAAGAGGAAACAGAGCUGGCAGUGAUCUGUCUGCAGAAGUUGCUCCGUGGCAGGGCUAUUCAGAACAUGAUGUUUGAAGAGAAGGAGAAGCGGCUGGAGCUGAUCCGAGAGCUGCGCUCCACUCAUGCGCUCCAGGAGGACAGACGGCUGCUUUUGAAGGCAGAGGAGCAACUGACACGGGCCCUACAGCAACAGCAGGACUUGCAAAUGCACAAGCUGUCAUUGAUGGAAAGCCACUUGGCCAGGGAAGAAGGAAGGGUACUGGCGAACAUGUUUGAUUUCCUCUCCAAAGAGCUGGUGAGGAUGCAGGAAGAGCGAAAAAACCACGCCUUCAUCAUGCUGGCUGAGAUGCAGAGGCGGAUGCGGGAAGCAGAGGAGCAUGGACGCCGUCAGGUGGAAGAGAGGCGGCGUCAGGAAGAAGAUGAGAUUUUCAAACAGGUGGUGAAAGUGCACCAGAGCACUAUUGAAUCCUACUUGGAAGACGUAAUCCUGAGUAGCAUGGAGAACACAGCUGAAGAACAAGCCAGGGAAGAGAUUCAGAGAAUGGCUGUAGAAAUCAAUGACAUUGCUUACGAAAUGGAAAGUCGUCGAACACGCCUACAGUCAGAAGAGAUUGUAGCAGAGCUGGUUUAUAAUUUCCUGAUUCCAGAAGCUGAGAAAAUGUUUACCAGAGAAAAAGGUAAGAAGUCCA